Malania oleifera is the source of this 1385-nucleotide messenger RNA. RefSeq names its product probable glycosyltransferase At5g03795. Lineage: Eukaryota; Viridiplantae; Streptophyta; Magnoliopsida; Santalales; Ximeniaceae. Bases 140 to 1270 code for a protein of 376 amino acids. The transcript has a single exon. Gene Ontology annotation, molecular function: glycosyltransferase activity. The record is from RefSeq and is a predicted model, not a curated record.
UGAGGGCCUAACCAGAUGUUAGGCUCAAAGCUGCCACUUGAGGUUCCAUCCACAACCCUCUCCUCCAAAACGCUCCCUGCGAACUACAGCAAUCGAGCAAACUAAGGGCUUAUUACAGUCGAAGUUUGUGCGACACUCGAUGUCACGUCCUCAUCAUCGAAUGGGCGAAAUGGUCAUGACUCCUUACCCUCUGCUCAUCUUCGUCUUCAUCCUCACCUCGGCUUCUGUUCAAUCCAAGCCCUUCUCCGUCCUCACUUCCCCAUACCUCUCACCAUCCACAAUCUUCCCAAAUUACCAAAACAUGCUUCAAAAUUUCAAAAUCUUCAUCUACAAACCAGCAAGAGACUUAUCGUUCACCACUCCGGCAGAAUCUCUCUUCCACGCUUCUCUCCUCAACAGCCCCUUUCUGACGCAAAACCCUAAUGAAGCCCAUCUGUUCUUCGUCCCCUUCCCCUCCUCCCUCUCCCCUCGCUCGAUAUCGCGACUCAUCAGAGACCUUCGCGUGGACUUCCCCUACUGGAACCGCACCCUCGGAGCCGACCAUUUCUACGUCUCCUGCUCCGGCAUCGGCUACGAAUCGGACCGGAACCUCGUCGAGCUGAAGAAGAAUGCGGUUCAAAUCUCGUGUUUUCCUACGCCCGAGGGCAAGUUUAUCCCUCACAAGGACAUAACCCUACCCCCAAUAAACCCCUCCCCGCUCCCACUUUCUCGCUUGCCAAACAACAAGACAGACAAGACUGCGAGAUUUCUGGGUUACUAUCGGAGAAAAGGGCGAGACCGAGUACGGUCCAUCCUGUUGGACGAGUUGAGAGAGAAUCCCGAGUUCGUGAUCGAAUAUGAGCCGUCUGAUGCGUUGACUUACGAGGAAAGACUCGCGAACAGCAAGUUCUGCUUGUUUUUCUACGGCAGUGAUGACGGUGCGGGGAUUGGCGAUGCUCUACGGGUGGGGUGCGUACCGGUGGUGAUUACGGACCGUCCGAUUCGGGAUCUGCCGUUCGCGGACGUGCUGAAGUGGCAAGAGAUCGCGGUUUUUGUCGGCAGGGAUAAUGGGGCUGCGGGAUUGAGGAAGGUGUUGGCUGCUGGCGGAGAGCGGCGGAUGAGAGCGUUGGGGAUGACGGCGAGCCGCCAUUUUGUUUGGAAGGAGUCGCCGGAGCCGUACGAUUCCUUCCACACGGUUUUGUAUCAGCUGUGGCUGAGGCGGCAUACCAUCAGGUACGCGCGGAGGGAAUUGACGUAUGGUGAUGUGGCACGUGCGCCUGCCGUCUAUUAGCUGUUGUAAACAGAUUGUCCCUCUUUUAGCGUCUGUUGGAUAACAUAAAAAAUAAUUUGUAUAAUUAUUACCUAUUAUUUAGCUCGUAAAAAUAAAGAUCUAAUCACUCAAUGAA